GACAAGUAUAGGGACGGUCGUUCACUCAGCACCCGAGAAGAAGAAACAGGGAUCCGGGAAUUUACUGAGCUGUAUUUGGCGGAGAAGGCUCAUCUUUUCCUCCUUUUUUCCGUACACGAGAUUUUGCAAAGAUGAACGUUGGCUGCGUCAUCCUGGCGUGCACCUUACUUGUGGGCGCAUCCUCGGGGAGUAAGGCAGGCCCGCCCCUCAAACCCCCGUGCAGACCAGGCUUCUCCCAGAACUUCUACAUAGUGAUAGUCCCCAGAGACGCUCUGCACGGCCAGAGCAUCCUCAAAGAUACCACCCUGUCCAGUGAACGUGUGAAGUUCGAGGAUUGCCAGCGCAGCAGGGAGGUGGGCUUCAUCAGCAGUGACCCCAACUUCGGCGUGAGGCCCGAUGGGUCGGUGUACGCAGAGCAGGAGCUGGGGAACCUGUCGGAGCCCGUGGAGUUCAUGGUGACGGCCCGGGCGCUCCAUGACCCGCACAUCUGGGAGACCACCGUGAAGAUGGCCCUGGCUGGACAUCCUCAUCCUUUAGCCCUCACCAAGGUUGGCAUUGAAGAAAUGCUGUCAAGAGCCUGGGACUCCCAACCCCGAGUUAUCAAGUUCACACGAAAACAUCAGAGGAGCUCCUCCGUCAAUGGGCUAAGGCGACAGAAGAGAGACUGGGUCAUCCCGCCUAUCAAUGUGCCUGAAAACUCCCGAGGACCCUUCCCUCACAUGCUUGUCAGAAUCCGCUCAGACCAGGACAAAGCUUCCGGCAUCCGCUACAGCAUCACGGGAGCAGGCGCUGAUCAGCCCCCCAGUGGGAUCUACAACAUAGACCCCAUCAGCGGCAACAUGUUCGUCACCCAACCCCUGGACCGAGAGGAGAGAGCGUCCUUCCAUCUGCGAGCCCAUGCAGUGGACAUGAAUGGUAACCAGGUGGAGAACCCAAUCGAUCUGUACAUCUAUGUCAUCGACAUGAACGACAACAGACCAGAGUUUCAGAACCAGGUGUACAACGGCUCCGUGGCUGAAGGGUCCAAACCAGGCUCGUCUGUGAUGCAGGCGACAGCCACGGAUUCGGACGACUCGACCACCGCUAACGGCAUGGUGCGCUACCGCAUCCUCUCGCAGACCCCCCACAGCCCCAUCCCCAACAUGUUCACCAUCAACAGUGAGACUGGAGACAUAGUAACCGUGGCAGCCGGCCUGGACAGAGAGAAAGUGUCCCAGUACACCAUCAUCGUCCAGGCCACUGACAUGGAGGGCAACCUAAACUUUGGGCUGUCAAACACAGCCACCGCUCUCAUCAGCAUCACCGACAUCAACGACAAUCCUCCAGAGCUGACAGUCAGAACGUUUUCAGGGGAGGUGCCGGAGAACAAGGUGAAUGUGGUGGUGACCAACCUGACGGUGUUGGACAGGGAUCAGCCCCACAGCCCCAACUGGAACGCUGUGUACCGCAUCGUCAGCGGAGACCCCUCGGGACACUUCACCAUCCGCACCAACCCCAUCACCAACGAGGGCAUGCUGACGGUGGUCAAGCCCGUGGACUUUGAGAUGAAUCGCGCCUUCAUGCUGACCGUGGUGGUUUCCAACCAGGCCCACCUGGCCAGCGGCAUCCAGUCCUCGCUCCAGUCCACAGCGGGGGUCACCAUCUCGGUCCAGGAUGUGAACGAGCCUCCAGUCUUCCCUGUCAACCCCAAGCUGAUUCGCUUUGAGGAGGGGGUGCCGGCCGGGACCACUCUGACCGUGUUCGCUGCUCAGGACCCCGACCACUUCAUCCACCAGUUUGUCAGGUACUCCAAGCUGUCAGACCCAGCUAACUGGCUGAAGAUCAACAGGACCAACGGGCAGAUCACCACCAUGGCGCUGCUCGACCGGGAGUCCAUGUACGUCAAAAACAAUGUGUACGAGGCCACGUUUCUGGCGUUCGACAAUGGCUCGCCCCAAGCCAGCGGGACAGGAACUCUCCAGAUCUACCUGAUCGAUGUGAACGACAACGCCCCGGUGCUGGUGCCCCGGGAGGCGCAGGUGUGCGAGCGAGCACGCCCCAACUCCAGGGUCAACAUCACCGCCUCAGACGCCGACGCAGACCCCAACGUGGGGCCCUUCGUCUUCGAGCUGCCUUCUUUUCCCGCCAGCGUUCGACGCAACUGGACUAUCUCCAGGAUCAGCGCUGAUUACACCCAGCUGAGGCUAAGGAUUCCUUACCUGGAGGCAGCGGUGUAUGAGAUCCCGAUCAUCGUGCACGAUUCGGGGAACCCUCCUCUGUCCAACCGCUCUCUGAUCAGAGUCAAAGUUUGUCCCUGUGAUGAUAACGGGGACUGCAGCGCCACGGGUGCGGUGGCCGCUGCCGGCCUCGGUACCGGCGCCAUCAUCGCCAUCCUCAUCUGCAUCAUCAUUCUGCUCAGCAUGGUUCUGCUGUUUGUGGUGUGGAUGAAGCGCAGAGAGAAGGAGCGGCAGGCGAAGCCGCUGCUGAUCGACCCCGAGGACGACGUCAGGGACAACAUCCUGAAGUACGACGAGGAGGGGGGGGGAGAGGAGGACCAGGACUACGACCUGAGCCAGCUGCAGCAGCCCGAGUCUUUAGAGCACAUCAUCAACAAGACGGCGGGGGUGCGCAGGGUGGACGAGAGACCCGUAAUCGCUGAGUCACAGUACCCCGUCAGACCCAGCCUGCCCCACCCUGGAGAUAUCGGAGAUUUCAUUAACGAUGGUCUGAGGGCAGCGGACAACGACCCCACAGCCCCUCCCUACGACUCCCUGCUGGUGUUCGACUACGAGGGCAGCGGCUCCACCGCCGGCUCCGUCAGCUCGCUGAACUCCACCAGCUCAGGGGACCAGGACUACGACUACCUCAACGACUGGGGCCCUCGCUUCAAGAAGCUGGCCGACCUCUACGGGGGAGGGGACGACGACUGAGAGCGGAGCAGGGGCCAGGGGGGAGGGAGAGGCGGGUCGGUUGAAUGGAUGCUCCUCGAAAAACCACUGGCAGGGGCCACGAACACCACGCAGUGUGAGGAACAGACCCUCACACGGGCUGCGUUGGUUUGCUCACAGCGACCGAGCUCACAAACAUGAACUCCGCUGCAACGCGACUGUAUUCUGGCUUUAUAUUUUGUAGUGGCGAGUUUGUAGUGUGACGUUUUUUUUUCUUUCUUUUUGUCGUUCUCUCACCGCGCUGGACCCGGAUCUCUGGGGACGAAUCAAGGCGGUCGUGAGAGACACGAGUAGUGACUUUGUGCUUUGAUUUUUAAAAACGACACCAUCUCUUGCUUUAGUCUCACACUGAAGAGAAUGUUUGUGGGAAGACGCUCUGACUCUCUUUCACUCUGUCAACUUGAAUUUCCUUAGAACAGAAGCACUGUCAUUUUAUAAAGUGCCUUUUGUGCUGUGUUUUUGUAUCAGACUCCUGCUAUCUCAGGAUCGGUUGCCAUUCGUGCAGUACAGUGGAGGUGCUCUCUCUCCCCCCCCCCCUCCUCUCUGCGCUCCUCACACCUGCCUGUCACACCCCCCCCCCCCUUCAAAGUGGUGCAGAUGAACAACCCCCAGUCCCAGGAGGGAAGGACACAACCAGGGCAGACUACCGGAUAUCAUAACCCACUGAAUUAUGGCCUAAAAGAAGCCAAUAACAGUUUUUCUCCAAGGACCUGCUCAGUUUGACUUUCACAAGCAUCACCUGUCGACACGCUGACAUUGUGUGAAACCAUUUUUAUACAUGUGGGGGUUUUCUAAUUUAGUGGAGAAUGCCUGCCUUUCCUCUGUGGAUUCAUGAGUUAGGAGCCUUUAUGUUGAGAUGCUUGCCUGCCCUGUAUGGUUUUGUGUUGCUUUCUCCACAGUGUAAAGCUUAUGUAGGCAUGAUCUGAGUAGUCAGACAGUGAACUUGAAAAGACUUGGAAAAAAGGCAUCUGAGAACGAUUUUUUUUGUCGCCUUGAACAUUCCCGUUUUUUAUAGGCUAUUAAAAAGGUGCAUGAUUUUUUUUCUUUUUUGAAAAAUGUUUUACUCAAAGCACUUGUUACUAUGUGGUGAGAAUGUGAAAAUAGUCAGCGGAAACGAUAUGAAUAUACUCUGUAUAAAGACACUGAGAAAAGAAAAAUACUGUAAGAUACCUAUUUUUGAAGUAUUGAUGACUUAAAAGUUGCUGCUCUUUUCUCCGGCUCUUCAUCGGGUUUAGGGGAUUUUUGGCCUGUUCAUUUGUCGUGUGGAUAUUUGAGUUUCUUUGUCUUUUGUUAAACCAUAAUUAUUUUUUAAGAUGCCUGCUUAUUCAUGUUUUGUUCAGUUUUUGCUAUUAUUUUCUUCUUCGGGAUUGUUUUCUAAAAAAUGCUUUGUUAUACUCCUUUUAUAUGUGAAAACACAGCCUUUCCCUUCACUCUGUAUCGUCUCGGACAGAUUGUUGGCCUCUGGCCUCGGGACAGUGGACGGUUCAUUAGCCAUGCCUGCUGAUAGUUGUUCUAUUAUUCAGUGUCCUGGAAUAAUUUUAUUCAUUCAUCUAGAUACUGGAUGUGUGCUUCAGAAAAUAAACAAGACAUGUUUUGAAAA
This is a messenger RNA of Gymnodraco acuticeps, 4527 nucleotides long. Its product is annotated as cadherin-4-like. Gene Ontology annotation, biological process: cell-cell junction assembly; adherens junction organization; calcium-dependent cell-cell adhesion. The record is from RefSeq and is a predicted model, not a curated record. Gene Ontology annotation, molecular function: calcium ion binding; cadherin binding. Gene Ontology annotation, cellular component: adherens junction; plasma membrane; catenin complex. Lineage: Eukaryota; Metazoa; Chordata; Actinopteri; Perciformes; Bathydraconidae.